UGUCGCGUCGCGUCUCGCGUGGAGCGCGUGCUUCUGAGAAACUGCUCCACCGAGAGAGACGCUCCUCAAGCGGACCCCAUGCGUUUGGACCGAACGCAGACUUUGCUUUAGAAGUGGUGUUUCCUGCAAUGAUGUCACCCUGGAGUCCUCUGCUAUUGGCCGUCUCGUGCUGUCUGAUUGCUCUGACAUCAUCACUCAACCUCGACGACCCGAAUGUCUGCAGUCACUGGGAGAGUUACUCAGUGACCGUGCAGGAGUCGUACGCUCACCCGUUCGAUCAGAUUUACUACACCAGCUGCUCAGACAUCCUCAACUGGUUCAAAUGCACUCAGCACAGGGUGAGCUACAGAACGGCCUACCGCAGAGGAGAGAAGACCAUGCACCGCCGCAAGUCUCAGUGCUGCCCGGGAUUCUACCAGAGCAGAGACAGAUGUGUUCCCCACUGUGCUGAGAAGUGUGUGCACGGCCGCUGUGUGGCCCCCAGCACCUGUCAGUGUGAGCCGGGCUGGGGAGGGCCCGACUGCUCCAGCGCCUGUGACGGUGAUCACUGGGGUCCACACUGCAGCAGCCGCUGUCAGUGUCAGAACGGUGCGCUGUGUAACCCCAUCACCGGAGCCUGCCUCUGUGCAGCCGGAUACCGCGGCUGGCGCUGCGAGGACCUCUGCGAGCGCUCCACCUACGGACACGGCUGCCAGCAGAGGUGCCUGUGCCAGAACAACGCCACGUGCCACCACGUCACCGGAGAGUGUGUGUGCAGCCCGGGAUACACGGGAGCCUUCUGCGAGGAGCUGUGUCCUCCGGGGAAACACGGCCGGCAGUGUGAGGAGCGCUGUCCCUGUCAGAACGGCGGCGUGUGUCAUCACGUGACUGGAGAAUGCUCCUGCCCCGCCGGCUGGAUGGGAACGGUGUGCGGGCAGCCGUGUCCGGCGGGACGCUUCGGGAAGAACUGCUCACAGGAGUGUCAGUGUCAUAAUGGAGGAAGCUGUUCUCCGUCCACCGGACAGUGCGUGUGCAGCGCAGGAUACACAGGAGAGAGGUGCCAGGAUCAGUGUCUGGUCGGCUCGUACGGUGUGGGCUGCAGACAGAUGUGUAGCUGUGUUAACGGUGCCCAGUGCUAUCAUGUGAGCGGAGAGUGUCUGUGUGAGCCGGGAUACACGGGUGAGAGCUGCGAGGAGCGCAUCUGUCCAGAGGGGCUGUACGGUCUCAAGUGUGACAGGAGGUGCCCGUGUCACGUCAAUAACACAUGCAGCUGUCACCCCAUGUCGGGCGAGUGUUUGUGCGGCCCGGGCUGGUCGGGCUUGUACUGUAACGAGACGUGUGCUCCUGGUUUAUAUGGCGAGGCGUGUCAGCAGAUCUGCCGCUGUCAGAACGGAGCCGACUGCCACAGCGUGAGCGGGGAGUGUGUCUGCGCGCCCGGAUUCAAGGGCUCAGAUUGCUCCGCUCCCUGUCCCUCUGGCAGCUAUGGCAUCAACUGCAGCUCAGUGUGCUCCUGUAAGAACGCAGCCGCUUGCUCACCCAUCGACGGAUCCUGCUCCUGUCAAGCAGGGUGGCACGGGGUGGAUUGCUCCAUUAACUGCCCCAGCGGCUGGUGGGGUCUGGGGUGUAACCUGACGUGUGUGUGUGGGAGCGGAGGCGCCUGCAGCGCUCUGGACGGGAGGUGCUCCUGUACCCCGGGCUGGAGAGGAGACCGCUGCGAUCAACACUGUCAGGAUGGGACGUAUGGACUGGACUGUCGCGAGCGCUGUGACUGCAGUCAUGCAGACGGAUGUCACCCCUCCACCGGACACUGCCGCUGUCUAGCCGGAUGGACAGGCAUUCACUGUGACAGUGUGUGCGCUGAGGGCCGCUGGGGGCCCAACUGCUCUCUGUCCUGUAACUGUAAGAACGGAGCGUCGUGUUCGCCGGACGAGGGUGCGUGUGAGUGUGCGCCUGGAUUCAGAGGAGCCACCUGCCAGCGCAUCUGUUCUCCGGGUUUCUUUGGCCACCGCUGUAGCCAGACCUGUCCGCACUGCGUCCACAGCAAUGGCCCCUGUCACCACGUGACUGGCCAGUGUGACUGUCUGUCCGGGUUCAAAGGGGCGCUCUGCAAUGAAGUGUGUCCCAGUGGCAGGUUCGGUAAGCACUGCGCGUGGAGCUGCACCUGCACUAAUAACGGCACAUGUAACCCCAUCGACGGCUCGUGUCAGUGUUACCCCGGCUGGAUCGGCAGUGACUGCUCACAGCCGUGUCCCCCAGGUCAGUGGGGUCCCAACUGCAUCCACACCUGUAACUGUCACAAUGGGGCGUUCUGCAGCGCGUAUGACGGCGAGUGUAAGUGUACAGCCGGCUGGACGGGGCUGUACUGCACACAGCGCUGUCCGCUGGGCUUCUACGGCAAGGACUGCGUUCAGGCAUGUCAGUGUGAGAACGGCGCAGACUGCAAUCACAUCUCCGGUCAGUGCACCUGCCGCACUGGCUUCAUGGGACGCCACUGUGAACAGAAAUGUCCUGCAGGUACGUACGGAUACGGCUGUCGGCAGGUGUGCGAAUGUCUCAAUAACUCCACCUGUGAUCACAUGACUGGCACCUGCUACUGUAACCCUGGCUGGAAAGGCACACGCUGUGACCAGGCCGGCGUGAUCAUCGUAGGAAAUCUCAACAGCUUGACGAGCGCCGCUGUGCCUGUGGACUCGUAUCAGAUCAGUGCGAUUGCAGGAAUCAUCGUUCUGGUGCUCCUCGUGCUCAUCCUCCUCCUCCUCUUCAUCAUUUACCGCAAGAAACAGAAAGGCAAAGAAUCCACGAUGCCUGCGGUCACGUACACACCUACCAUGAGGGCCAACACCGAUUACGCCAUCGCAGAGUCGCUCCCGCAGACUGACGUCCUUCCCAACAGUAACUAUUUCUCCAACCCCAGCUACCACACACUGACCCAGUGCAGCAGCCCUCCUCACGCCAACAACCUGCCCUAUGGAGAGCCGAAGAACAAUCAGUUGUUUGUGAAUGUGAAGAACGCUGAUCCGAGGAAACGUCUUUCCCUGCUGGAUCACACAGGAACUCUACCGGCUGACUGGAAACAAGGAGGAUCCUUCAAUGAGCUCGGAGCUUAUGGAGUUGACAGGCGUUACAUGGGAAAGUCACUGCGAGAUCUGGUGAAGAGCAUGCCCUAUCACGCCAGCUCCAGCUCUCUAAACAGCUCAGAGAACCCAUACGCCACCAUCAAAGACCCUCCUCUGCUGCUGACCAAGAGCUCGGAGUGCGGCUACGUGGAGAUGAAGUCUCCCACUCACAGAGACGCGCCGUACGCUGAGAUACACGCCUCCAGCCCUGCCAACAAAAACGUCUAUGAAGUUGAACCGACCAUCAGUUCUGUCCACACACUCUCUAACAACAACUGCAACGGGCCAUUUUGUCAAGAUCCAUACGACCUACCAAAGAACAGCCACAUCCCGUGUCAUUACGACCUGCUUCCCACGAGAGACAGCAGCCCCUCGCCCCUCGAGGACACAGACAGCAAAUAAACCCCGAGACUUCACUGACGCACCGCAAACCUCUGUACUUCCACAGCACUCUGUUAACACUUCCAUAACUGUCUGUGUUGACAUUCAUCCUUAUUAAAGUUCUUAAUUACUUCUGGCUUACAGGAUUCAAUAGUUCUUGUCAAGUCUGACCCAGAGUAAUGUGGAGUGUUUUGGUGGAGGUGCAAACAUUCGUAAUCUUCACAAACGAAUCAUUCCAUUAAUUAAGAGCAACAUUGCACACAAAUACAGGACAAUCCUUAAAGGGAUAGUUCACCCAAAAAUGAAAAUUAGCCCAUGAUUCACUCACCCUC
Molecule: messenger RNA, 3808 nt
Organism: Sinocyclocheilus anshuiensis
Lineage: Eukaryota; Metazoa; Chordata; Actinopteri; Cypriniformes; Cyprinidae
Gene: megf10
Product: multiple EGF-like-domains 10
Exons: 25
Coding region: 129-3497 (1122 amino acids)
Cellular component (GO): membrane
Molecular function (GO): protein binding
Source: RefSeq, a predicted model, not a curated record